CGCAAACAAUUUCUUUACCUUGUUCGUAUUCUCCUCCCUUUCUAUCUUUUUCACAAUGUUCCUCUCUCUUUGCCCUUUCUUGCCUUGUUCAUCAUCAUAAAAGAAAGCUACGUACGGAAUUUUACACUACGGAAUCUUAGUCUUAAAUUUAGGCAGGAGCGAGGAUUCCUGCACGUAGUACUCUUGUUAUUACUACGUACUUCUCACCUUGCUAGUUCAUGAUGUCCGAAGAUAUGAAUUUAUCUGUAAAUGGUCAGUCCAAAGUGCCUCCAGGAUUCCGUUUUCAUCCUACUGAGGAGGAGCUUUUACAGUAUUACUUGAGGAAGAAAGUAGCUCACCAGAAGAUUGAUCUUGACGUCAUUCGUGAUGUCGACCUUAACAAACUUGAGCCAUGGGAUAUUCAAGAGAAGUGUAAGAUAGGAUCUACGCCACAGAACGAUUGGUAUUUCUUCAGCCACAAGGAUAAAAAAUACCCCACGGGGACUCGAACAAAUCGUGCGACUGCUGCCGGAUUCUGGAAGGCUACUGGUCGUGAUAAAGUGAUACAUAGUAAUUUCCAAAGAAUUGGAAUGAGAAAAACACUGGUGUUCUACAAAGGACGAGCUCCACAUGGACAGAAAUCAGAUUGGAUUAUGCAUGAGUAUCGGCUUGAGGACGAUACUAAUGACCCCAAUACAGGUAAUCUAGUGGGGGAUAUGUCGCCCGAAGAUGGUUGGGUGGUUUGCCGAGUUUUCAAGAAGAAAAAUUACCACAAAGCUUUAGAGAGUAAUUCGUCCACUUCAAUCUACUCGAGUAGUAGUGUUCCAGUACAAAAUUCGAAUAAUGACGGCUUUCUUGAUCAGAUACUUAUGCACAUGCGACAACCGUGUAAGAAAGAACACGGACUAAUGAUUAAUAACAACAACAUCAACAAUAAUGACGAAGAUGAAGUCGAGGAUAUGCAAUUCGUCAAUCAAAUGAAAUCAACGAUCAACGAUGAAUUUCAUCCUGGUUUUCUGCACCUUCACAGAUUGGAAAAUCCAACAUUUCCAUCACUUUCCACCAUUAAAUCAGCUUUCAGUACGGAUCAAGAUUGCAGCAAUUUCAAAGCAGCAUGUGAACACCAACCUAUGGACUAUAAUUUGAUAACAGAUAAUAUUCAAACUUCUUGCACAAACCAAAAUGGCAAUUCUGUUGAUGAUCUUAAAACUGGGCGGGCAGACUGGGUGGCGUACGACCGCCUGGUGGCGUCUCAGCUCAAUGGCCAGGCCGAGACAUCGAAACAACUUUCGUGUUAUGGUGAUCCAAAUGACAACUUCUGUUUUUCUCUAGAGGAUCACGAGGUACAAUUAAUGAGAUCAAAUCAAAUUUCUGGGACCGACGAAAAUUUUUGGACCGUUUCUCAAUCACCACCACCACCACCGUCAUCAGCUAAUCCAUUGUCCCACUUGUCGGUGUAAUAGUCGAUAUCUAUUGUACUAUUAUAUAUUUUUCGUAAGAUACUUAGAUCCUAAAGAGAAAUAGCAUGGAAUUUAUCUAUACAUAGAUAUGCAUGUUAGUCUAUAACUUAAUCAAAUAUCUUAUAUGAGUGCCUCAA
Messenger RNA from Olea europaea var. sylvestris, 1576 nucleotides. RefSeq names its product NAC domain-containing protein 43-like. The record is from RefSeq and is a predicted model, not a curated record. Lineage: Eukaryota; Viridiplantae; Streptophyta; Magnoliopsida; Lamiales; Oleaceae. The transcript is spliced from 3 exons. Gene Ontology annotation, biological process: regulation of DNA-templated transcription. Bases 219 to 1439 code for a protein of 406 amino acids. Gene Ontology annotation, molecular function: DNA binding.